This is a messenger RNA of Dendronephthya gigantea, 2030 nucleotides long. Its product is annotated as polyadenylate-binding protein-interacting protein 1-like. Gene Ontology annotation, biological process: regulation of translational initiation. The transcript has 10 exons. Gene Ontology annotation, molecular function: translation activator activity. Lineage: Eukaryota; Metazoa; Cnidaria; Anthozoa; Malacalcyonacea; Nephtheidae. The record is from RefSeq and is a predicted model, not a curated record. The coding region runs from base 85 to 1476 and encodes 463 amino acids.
UCCUGAAAUGAGCGUUACAGUAAUAUUUUGCGAUAUUUUCAAAAGAUUUUUAUGUAGUUGCAAAAGUUUCCAAAGCUGUCGAACAUGGAUUCAACACGAGGUCGUGGCCGAGGUCGAGGCCGUGGACGUGGAGCAUCAGAAGUACCUUUGAGAAAACCUGGCGAGUUUCGUGAAACUGACAAAGAUAUAAAAUCUGAAGACGAUGAGAAACCUCCUGUUCAACAUUUUAAUGUUGAAGUUGGCAGAAGUAAAUCAGAACAGCCUGUACAAGAUGCUGUUCUAGAAAGGAAAAUUAAUGAUUUAACGUUAACAAAAAGUCAGAUUUUUGACAAUGUUUUAGAGAAAGCUGUCAAUUGUCAAGUAUUUGUACCCAGGUCAUUUCAAGAACCCAUAAGGUUUAGUCCAGUACAACCUUCAUAUAGCAGUUUAGCCUCAGCAGUUCAUGCUCCUGAGUUCGUGCCAGGUAAAAGUUUCAGGGAAUAUAAAGAAACAGCAUUUGAAAGACUUCAUGCAAUAGAAAACUUUGUGAAUAAAAAAAUUAAACAACUCACAGAGGAUCCAGGUUUACUGGAUGAACUUUCAAUGUCAAUGGCAAACUAUUUAUCACUUUAUAUAAAAGUUGAGAAUGAUAUGGUUAAACUGUCAGACAUACUAUUUGAAAAGUGUGUAUCAGAGCAAAACUUCCAGUAUCCUGGCUCAAGAUUGGCUAACUACCUUGACAAGAAUUUAGUCCUUAAGACAGCAGAGUUUACUUUCAGAACAGUAUUCCUGAAAAGAUGCCGCGAUGAAAAUCUACGAUUCAAUGAGGUGAUCAACACAAAUACUGAAAAAGCCUGCAAUGUUGCCAUAUUUUAUGGUGAACUAUUAAUGAACUACAAGGACAAUGAGGGUAAAACAAUACAGAAGUUUGUGACAGUUGUUGCUGAUGUAGUAAAACAAUUGAUGGCUUGCCAUGACCGAAAACUGCUUAUUUGUGCUGGAAAGCUUCUAAAGUUAACAGGAAGUUUGCUUAACGAAAAUGAUGAAGUAUUUCAUAUUGUAUCACGGUUGGCAAGUGAUCCACAUGUGGAUGGGACUGCAAAAAUCUUGUUCAACCGCGUGUGUGAGCUGAGAAGAACAAGCUGGGGUCAGCAUGAAGUUACGCAUUCCUAUCCGAAUACUCAUGGCGCGCAAGGAUAUUCCAUGUAUAUUCCAAGUAUAGAUGGUAUGUUGGAAGAGCAAGCAUCUGAUUUACCUGUUUUUGCUGAAGAGGAGUGGAAUGAUUACGCCUUAGAUAUUAAUAGCCAAGAUAGCAAUCAAGAAGGAAUGCCUGCAAAUUUCACUGACGUAAACGAAGACCUCUACAGACGAAUUUAUCUCGAACAAUAUGGAAAAUGUUCCCCAUAUACGAGUGGUGAAGGUUGGUCUACGGACGUUGGUGAUAUAGACGAUUACGAUGAUGAUCUUGACGUUUUUGAACGAGAAAAACAGCGGUAGUUUCUAAGCCUGCAUGGGUUCUCAACAGUGAAGUUCUCAAACCCGCACGUUGUCUCCGUCUCGUGAUCUUAAGCUCGCUAAUAAUAAUAGUACAGUAUAGUAGAGCUAUCAUAUUGACCUUGAACUAUGAACAAAAGAGGUGAUGGGUUGUUACGUUUUAAUAGGCUCUUAAAAAGUUGCCAAGUUUCCUUUGCAGGAAGAAGGCUUUCAUGCAGUUGUGAGUCCUCUGUGACUAUAUUUUCCUAGGUAUUGUUGUGAAACCAAGUUUCCCAAAUAUACACGUCGGGAUAAGCAACAAUCCAUCAUCCUAUGAGCGCUGAGAAUUCAAAGUUUGUUUUUGAAGAACAACUUCUCAGUAUAGAUUAUACGUGGUGCUAGUUUGGACAGUCUUUGUGCUGAUAAGCACUGUAUGUAAAACAGGCCUGAAUUUAUCUGGAAAUCAUGCAGUUUUGAGCCAAUUUGUUAAAUAAAAGGAGAAUAUACGUUUAGAAAAUUCCUCAUGAACUUGUGAUUAAAUAAUAUAAAUUCCUUGUGUUUUCCAUGUUUGGCAAUAA